CAGACGGCGCAGCCUCCCGCCGGCCCGCGGAGAAGUGUGGAGUCGCGCCGGUCCCGUAGCCGGUCGGAGCGCAGCGCCCGGUUGAGGCCAUGAGACAGUGGUGAGCUCCUGGCACCGCCGCCCGCCUGCUCCGCCGCGUUCCUCUGCCUCGCGGCCAUGGCCCCUAUGGGGAUCCGCCUCUCGCCGCUCGGCAUGGCCGUGUUCUGCCUGCUGGGGCUGGGGGUCCUCUACCACCUCUACUCCGGCUUCCUGGCCGGCCGCUUCGCCUUCUUCAUGCUGAGCGAGCCGGCGGCCGGUGGGCCCGAGACCCCCCGCGGCUCCGCGCCCGCUGGCGCCGUGGACCUGCGGGAGCUGCUGGCCGUGUCCGUCCUGGCCGCCGUCAGGGGCGGUGAGGAGGUGAAACGGGUCCGCGAAGGCAACGUCCUUAAUGCCAAGGCGAAGGGGAAGACGCGGGAGGGGGCCGAGGAGCAGCUGACGAGCGGCGAUCUCCUCUCCAACCGCAGGAUGUUCUACCUGCUGAAGGGUGCCUUCCCCGCCGUGCAGAUAAACUCUGAAGAGCGUGUUGAUACAGCUGAUCAGGAGACAAUCUCUUGGGAUCGCAGUAUUCCUGAAGACAUAAAACAAAAAAUACAGCCUAAAGAGGUUCCAGCAGAAAGUGUUACUGUCUGGAUCGAUCCAUUAGAUGCUACACAAGAAUACACAGAGGAUCUUCGACAGUAUGUCACGACAAUGGUUUGUGUGGCUGUAAAUGGUAAACCAGUCAUAGGAGUGAUACACAAGCCGUUCUCAGCAUAUACAGCCUGGGCAAUGGUGGAUGGUGGGUCAAACGUAAAACCUCGUUCUUCCUACAAUGAGAAAACUCCAAGGAUUAUUGUAUCCCGCUCACAUGCAGGAAAAGUUGAGCAGGUUGCACGACAGACAUUUGGAAAUAAGACCGUGAUAAUCCCCGCCGGUGGAGCAGGUUAUAAAGUGUUGGCUCUCCUUGACGUGGCUGAAAAGAAUCAAGAAGAAGCUGACGUGUAUAUCCAUGUCACCUACAUUAAGAAGUGGGACAUAUGUGCUGGCAAUGCAGUGUUGAGAGCAUUGGGUGGCCACAUGACCACCCUGACUGGUGAAGAAAUUAGUUACACUGGCUCAGAUGGCAAUGAGGGAGGACUUAUAGCCAGUAUCAACAUGAACCAUAAAGCACUAAUCGAAAAACUUCCAGAUCUGGAAAAAACAUCACACAAAUAAACUCAACCAGCGGAGAAGUAAAAAUUGUGCUUUUGUAGCCUCCAAAUGCUCCGACCGAGGAAGCAGAUGUCAAAACCUGCUGGGAAAGGUGCACAGCAAAGCAGUUUGGUGACUAUAUCAUGCAUUGGGUUUCUUCAGUGGUGGUAUUUAAAAAAGAAUAAAAUAAUAAUAAUCAGAAGUAGGAAGGGGACUGACUGCCUCACACCUCAGUUUCCAUGGGGUUUUUUUUCUGACUGUUUUCACCCAGUUGUUAUACUCCAGGUGCAUAUUCAGUAUAUAUUGAUGAACGUAGGUGAACUAAAGAAAAAUCCAAAUUUGUUCAUAAAACAAUCAAAAUAAUUGCACUGGAAUUUCUUGGAAUCUUUUACAUCUCGUUACUAUAGUUGUAGCAACUUCAUAAUGAAUUAGGUAGGGAAAAGGGUUGAUUUGUGUAGGCAUCUAAUAACUCUGUAAACAUGUAGCAGGAAACAUGACCUGUGUUCUGUAUCCCCUGAACAGGAAGCACAAGAAGGUUGGCACAAAUUUAUAUGCAACGGUUUAUCUUUGUCAGUGUGGCACUCCUUCUGCUUUUUAAGAGAAAAAAGGAAAUGUUCUGUACUUUGACUUUUUUUCUGAAGAUGUAAACCACUUUAGUUCAGAUGGGUUGGUAAUAUCAGUGUUUUAUUAAUCAGUGUAAUUAUUUCCAUAUACCUUUUUAAAAGAAGGCAACAUUUCCCUGUAUAGUUUUAAACAGAUACUUCUUGUCCUUGAUUUCUGUGUACAGUGUUGAAGAUGCAUGCUAGAUCUUACUCUAAUGUAGGACUUGUUCAUCAUCUGGUGUAUAUGCCUAUAGAAGCAGCCUCUUCCUUCAGUACCUGUUUUGUUUGUUUGUUUGGGUUUAUAUCCAUUGGACAGUCAUAUGGAAUGAAUUCAACAGAAAUUGUAACUUCGUUGCUUCCAUUUACAAACCAGCAAUUUUUCUAUGAUCCCAGUCUUUUUAGGUAAAGGCAUGCUCUUUUCUGCAGAAAGUACUUGAGCCAGCCCAAACAGCUUGCAGUUACUUGGUUUGUGGAAAUUUACAUAGAGACAGACAAUUUGAACUUGAAUCUGUUUAAGCAAAUUUGAAGAUCAUGUAGUGCUUGAAGUACGGCAAGGUCUGCAAAACUUGACCAAAAAAUCUUUGUCAGUCCAAUAUACACAGAAUAAAACAUGAGCCCUUUUAUAUGUAACGUAUUUGUAUACCUGAUAUAUAAAAGGCCAUGUCAACCAAAUUCUUUCUUAGUUUUAACUUCUUUUGCUAUACUGUUGUUCAGAUUAAAAAGAGGUUUUUCUCUUCUGUCACUGGCGGCGCAUGUCUAGAUACCUCUUUUAACUUCUAGCUAAUGUUCACAUUUCCAAAAGACCUCCUCAGAUGUUGUGUAACUACAGAUACAGACUUUUAUUUUGUAAACUUACUGGCAAAGUAGACUGAAGCUUAGUCCUACUAGCCUUUUGGUACGGGUAGUUUUUUUUAGAGGAAUGUUUUUCCAAAAUUGACACUAUUGCUGCUGUUUGAAAAAUAGCUUUUUCACAUGGAGAUAAUACACAAAGCAACUUAACUUCAGAUUUUUCAGUUUAAUAAACUACUACAUGCUACAACAAAUAAGUGAAUAUGGCCUUUUCAAAAAAAGGGCCCAAUCUACUUCAAAAAACUAGUUGAGCUUCCAAGCCUCAGUGAAAAAUCCAGAUGUUUGUCAAUGCUUUGAUAAUGUUUUACAAGAAGACCGCAGCUUCCUUCAGGCUUAUUUAAAUGACUUAAAGCCUAAUUUAAAAAAUACCAGCUUUUUUGUUUACUAGUUAAAGAACACAGAUUGAAUUUUAAAUAUGAGAAAUAGCCAUAGUUAGCCUAAUAAACCUUAAUUGUGUCACAGAGUUUGAAUGCACAAUACUUAAGUAAGCAAUUAAGACAAAGUCAUUGGCAGGCUGUGGUUUUAGAUUCAGGCUGAAAUAAUGUGUAAAUUUAUCUUGUGAAAAUGUGACUGCUUUUAUUUUGGGGAUGAUUCUAUCACUUGCAUAAGUUGUGAUCAGACCUUGCUUCUGUAUGAGAAAUGAAAAGAAUAAGAUAAUUUUGCAUGUCGUACAAGGGCAUGCUUGCAUCGUAGUUGAAGGUACAUAGCAGGAAACAGAAGUAUUUGCCUAGAAUGUUUUUCCUUAGGAAGAUAAGAUAGAAACAAGAGCUUCAGCCUUCCUUUCCUUCUUUCUGUGCACUGGCUAAAAUACCUGUUUUUUCAUUAAGAGGACAUAUGCUUGUUUAAACCUGUUUAUAUCCUAAAGUGCUUUGUUCUAAUGGAUGUCAGUGUUCAGUACCUUUCCCAGUUGAUCCUUACUGGCCCAAUCUCACUUGUGAAAAGGAAGAAAAGGUGAGAGUGAGGUUCCCAGUUAAUUACUUCUGGUAUAGCCUGUGCUCAUAGACCUUUUCUGACAGCUAUGGCCUAAGGUGGUGUAUCCCAGUCUAGUUCAAAAAGGAGUUGCUUUGUUAUGAGAACAGAUAAGCACCUGGUAAAUUCAGUUUCUGAUGUUAUUUUACAGCAAAUGCAACUCUUAUGCAGACGAGCAAGUAGUCAAAGAUGUUUGCUUAGUAUACCUGUGCCAGCACACUCUGAUAUUUGUUUGCAUAGUGUUAGCAGUCAGUAUAUCCUAUUUCUUUGAAUAUGUUUACACUCCAUUCCACAACAUUUUGAUGUUCUGGCUUAAAUAUUUGUUUGGUCUCAGCUGUGUGGAUAUGACUCAAGCUUAUGCCCAGAGUGGUAGGAAAUAACACGGUACCUAUGUCUUGCUGCUGUACUAGAACAUUGUUCUUUACAUUCUAGCCUUUACCACAUAAAGCUCUCAUAGUGUUUUUAGGGGUGCUACUUAAAACAACUGCCUGGUGUAGGUGAGUCCUACAAAAGUGCAUCUUUUCCCAAAAAUUUUAAUUAAAAAAUGAAUGAUAUCAUUCUAACUAUCAAACAAGGGAAGUAAGAGAAUGUAUUGUCUUAGAACUCUUUUUUCUGAUGGUGCGUGUUUUUAAGUGGCUGUUAUUAUUAAGGUAACUGCAAGUGAAUUUAUUUUAAAGCUGUAUGCAUUUUCUCUUUUUUGUUCUGCUGAAAGGAGUGGAUGGUAGCAUAGUUAAUACCUCAUACUGUACCAAGGGUCCAACUUUCCUUGAAUGAAUGUUUUCUAAAUAAAUGGACACAGAAAUAAGGCGGUCGAAUAUUGUACUUAACAGGUUUUGAGUUUAACCUAUUUGCCAGACUUUUACAGAUGGACUAGUGUAAGAGCUGUUUGUUCUGAUCUACAGAGCAUGUAAUAAUAAUGAAAAUAUUUAGCAGAGAUGGCUUAUUCCGAUGGUGAAUUAAUCCUAUAGGUGAAGCUGCAAAGUCAUCUAGUGAUGUUGUUUCAUGUAUUUGCUUUUAAUUCAUGGUCAUUAGACUGAACAGAUUUUCUAAUUGAAAGUGUGAGGAGUUUCUUUAGAUGGCCAUUAGAUGGAGAUCAGGUGCAUGGAGGGGAGUCGGCACUGAAAUUUCUCUCAACGGUUUUUUUAUUCACAAAUGUACUCCAAUGUCUCUGUGGCAUCCUCUUAUCUGUUGGAGUUGUAAAACAGGGGUGUGAUACUGUAUACUCCCACUUACUAGUGUAAAGCAAGGACUGCCCCACAACAGUGCAGUGGGGGACUGAGUGUUUUUGCUGGGCCUUGCCAGUGUUAACGCCAGCCGAGGCUGACUGCUUCGUUGCCUUGUGGCUAUUGCUUUGAUGGUAAAACUCUUCUUAGGCUACUGUCUCCUCAGUUAUGCACAACCCCUUUGUGGAUGUUUUCUAAAGUAAACUAGGGAAGUGAAGAGGAAAGAGGCAGAUGGCUAUACUAGAGAAAUCGUAACAGAGAAAAUGUAUUUUUAUUUCUUGAUUUAAAUGACAUAAGUAGUUUCAUUUGUCUUGCCCUUCAGUGGUUAGAUAACCAUACAGCAAAGAUUUAAUGGACCAUAGAUAAAUGCCUGUGUGAUUUUUAAACCCAAACAGAAUGAGAAUGAGGGAGAUUGCCUGUAACCAGGAACAGCUUGGGUGGAUGGCUUCCUGUCAGACCAUUCACGCUGAGCCUUUUUUCAGUGCUUUUUUUGUAGAGACUGAGGCCUUUCCACACAAUUAUAGAUUUGACUUUGACAAAAUAUUCAGUCUUAUCAUCUGACUUGCUAUCCUUAAUGAUAAAGUUGUGCUGUGUCCACUUUCUUGUUAUGUAACUCACUGAGACAGGACUGUAUGAGUCCUCAAAGAUGGUUUGACUUUUGAACCACACCUUCUGUAUGGCAGCUCUUACUAUGAAGCACGUGCUAGCACCUGCUGCGUCUUCACACCCCACAAACAGGUUAUGCCACUCACUAGUUGUAUCAAGAAGCUGUUGAAGCCUUAUACUACAUGUUUUUCAGAUGCCACACAGCUCUUUCAGCUCAUCUGAGAGACAUUCAGAAGUGAUCAUCCAGUUUUCUUUUGAGGCUCUUUCUGGAGCCUGCAAUUUGCAGCUACUUUUCCUUUGUUUUGUUCCUCAUUUUUCUUUUCCUUCCUGAUGAUUGCUCCUUUCUUAGUCCCUAAGGACAAGAAAAAUGAAAGAUCAGAGGUGGAAACAGUCCCAGAAUGAGAGCGCCAUGGAAGCAAACUAUCCAGUUUAUCCUCUGGCUGUGAAACGUUUGAGACCAAAGUGUUAAGUUACUGAUCCUACCAAAAGUGUGCAACAAGAUAAAGGCAUUUUGAAGAGCAGUUCGUGUGAUUGAUGGUAUUAGACAUACAGAAAAAUUGCAAAUGGUAUAAAGAGAAGUUAAACUGUUUCAAAAAAGAGGAGAAAACAACUUUUCAGUGUAGUGUUAGAAGCAUUCAGCAUUUCUGUUCCUCUGGGUGCAGAGUUUCAUUGCUUAUGAAAGAGGCUUCAUUGGCCUGCUGUGAAAGGCUUGAUUUUGCUGGAGUUGGUAACAGCGUUCCCACUGAAUUCAGCGUGAGCAGAAGCAAGCCAGAUAAAACAUGAACAGUAAAUUAACUGAAGUUCUGAGGAGCUCAGCUUCUGCCAGUAGAGCAAACAACCUGGGCUGUGUUCAGCUCUCCUCUGGCAGCUUCAGUGUACGUUACUAGACGACUUGGAAACAUCAUCCCAGUGUCUCAGGGUUCUAAGUUUUUACUGUUUGGUUUUGUUUUUUUUAUUGUCUAUAGAUGACAAGAGCCCAUUUUCAGAUAAUAUUGUUUUCAAUCUUGAUUGUUGGUUAUUUGUAACUCACUUUUUUUCUCCCCAAAGGGCCAGCAACACGCCAUCAUUUUUCCUAUUGUCCUACCAAACUGUGUUAGCAUUUUCCAGUUGUGUGCCAAAUUGAGAUAAUUACAUAAAUAAACUUUCUGAAAAUA
Colius striatus (speckled mousebird) is the source of this 6612-nucleotide messenger RNA. RefSeq names its product 3'(2'), 5'-bisphosphate nucleotidase 2 (gene BPNT2). The transcript is spliced from 5 exons. The coding region runs from base 157 to 1233 and encodes 358 amino acids. The record is from RefSeq and is a predicted model, not a curated record. Gene Ontology annotation, biological process: phosphatidylinositol phosphate biosynthetic process; skeletal system development. Gene Ontology annotation, molecular function: 3'-nucleotidase activity. NCBI's taxonomy places the organism in Eukaryota, Metazoa, Chordata, Aves, Coliiformes, Coliidae. Gene Ontology annotation, cellular component: endomembrane system.